AUGGACAAGAUAUUGCAAUUAUUUUGUAGAUUGCAACAAACUUUUUUAAUUAAUAACAUAAAUAAUAUUAUCUUAAAGCCACAGCAAGUUAAAUGUUUUGAGCAUCUUUUAAAUGGAUAUGAUGUUAUUGGUGUUUUACCUACUGGAUUUGGGAAAUCCUUGUUGUUUCAUUUGUUGGCAGACUUUUUGCCAAGAAAGAGUGUCCAAAAUAUAGUAUUGGUGGUGUGCCCUCUUAAUUCUAUCAUAGAGGACCAGUUGAAAGUUUUAGAAGUGAGAGGUACUGGUGCUGGGGUGCUUCAUUUGGAGCUAACAGUUGUGCCUGAAAAAUUGUUUUCGUGUGAUGAGAAUGGUGAGCCUGAAAUACCAAUUUCAAUUAACAAUGGCGAAUUAAAACUAGUAUUUGCUCACCCAGAAUCUCUGCUUAGUGUCAGAGGACGAGAAUUGCUAAAAAGUUCUGUUUACCAAGAAAAUGUUGUCAGUUGUGUUAUAGAUGAAGCACAUUGUGUAGCUAAGCAUGUGGUAAGUAAAAACACUCCAGUGAAUCAUUUUUUUUGUGUUUUUUUUAAAAAAAAGACAGGGCUGGCGAACACUUUUAUGCCAGAAACGAAUUUUAAAAUGUUUGUUAUGCGACAAUGUAAAACUUUAUUUUGGAUGUUGUCUCCACUUCACGAAUCAAUUCGCCUACCCUGA
Hydractinia symbiolongicarpus is the source of this 690-nucleotide messenger RNA. RefSeq names its product probable ATP-dependent DNA helicase RecS. Gene Ontology annotation, cellular component: nucleus; nucleoplasm; cytoplasm. Bases 1 to 690 code for a protein of 229 amino acids. Gene Ontology annotation, biological process: telomere maintenance; double-strand break repair via homologous recombination. Lineage: Eukaryota; Metazoa; Cnidaria; Hydrozoa; Anthoathecata; Hydractiniidae. The transcript has a single exon. The record is from RefSeq and is a predicted model, not a curated record. Gene Ontology annotation, molecular function: four-way junction helicase activity; nucleic acid binding; 3'-5' DNA helicase activity.